Messenger RNA from Lactuca saligna, 820 nucleotides. NCBI's taxonomy places the organism in Eukaryota, Viridiplantae, Streptophyta, Magnoliopsida, Asterales, Asteraceae. The record is from the annotation of a GenBank genome assembly.
UGUGCUUAUAUAUUAUAUUAUCUGCAGGAAAUGAUGGGAUUAACAUACUUUAUGUUGAAUCAAUCAAAAAAAGAUGUUGAAUAUUGCAAGGAAAACACCUUCAGCACUUAUUUAGUGUCCCUCGUAGUUCUUUACAACAAAUAUUUGUCAUUUCUUUUAUUUAUUUAAAAAGUGUGCUUUUAUUUAGCGUAUUAGGACAUCAAUGCCUCAUGGUGUGGCCUUUAGUGGAUUGAAAUGUUUUUGUUAAAAAACUUCAGUUUUUUUUUUUGCAGGAACCUCUUCAUCCAGCUGUGAUGCUUGUUCCAAUUAUGUUAAGAAAGUAUGGAUUUCAUUUCAUUCUUUCUGGUGAUCUGUACAAGAAAUGAGAUCAGAGUAAUGGUGCAAUGGAUCCAAAGCUUCCAAAAGAAUUUGUUUUAGUGCAUGUGAUACAGAGCAAGAGAAACACACUUGCAUUUGAUCAUGAAUCAAAUCCAUGGGCAUUUUAUGUUUGGGCAAUUUUAGUAGGAUCUUCUUCAUACAAUUCAACAGAGGCAGUAUGUUGUCUCAGUUAAAAACAUUAGAAUACAUGACUAUCAAAAACCAAUGGGAGAGUAUUUCUCCGGAACGGGCUAAAAGAAAUAAUUUUUUUUUCUCACAGGGCCUGAGUGAUCUCUCUCCAAUAUCAUUAUUCAUCACGAAAGAUAAAUCACAAGCUUUCUGCUCAUUGCACAACUACUUCAAACAAAACAACUGCUUCUGUUUCCACUGGAUUUUGAUCCAAUUCAAAAACUGGCAUGUAAAUUUACUCUUCUACCCUCACAAAACUACACUACUAAUUUGA